Messenger RNA from Durusdinium trenchii, 2887 nucleotides. NCBI's taxonomy places the organism in Eukaryota, Dinophyceae, Suessiales, Symbiodiniaceae. The record is from the annotation of a GenBank genome assembly.
UUUGGCCGUCAGUCGUUGGCCCGAUAGCCUCAAACGGAGCCCUUCACCGCGACGCACACACGUCGCCAUGCCGUUUCCUCCGGCGCGGGUGGCGCGGGUCUCGCGGACUCCACCACUCUUCCUCGAGGCCGAGACUCCGCGCAAGCUGCCGCGGCCCACACGGCGCCGCGUGGUGGAGGACGAGGAUCGCGUUGGAGGCAAUCCACAAUCUUCAGAGCCAGCUCUAUGCGAUGCUGAGGCCACCUCAUGUCCAGGCUCGCUGUUUGGGCCCCUUCUGCCUACAGUGAGCCUGCUCGAGAGCUUAGCGCACUUGGAGGUGCAGGAUCUCCUGAGCGCCGCCGCCGUGUGUGCUGCUUGGCGCUCGGUGGUGGCCUCCUCGGAGCUUUGGAGCCUCACCGUGCCCCACUUGAGGCUUGCAGAUCGAGCCAUUCAGAAGUCUCGAAGAAGCACCCGGCGGUCUCGUGGCACUGUGGACCGCGGAAUCUUGUUGGGCAAAGAGCGUCAGGAGGUGGCGCUGAGAACCCUCGACUUGGAACGCAACAACGGCAACACCUCCGACGGCCUGCUUCCCAGCGUCCUGCGCGAGGUGGGCUUCCUCCAUGCUGUGAAGCGAGCGCAACACCUCAACUUCCUCCGCCUGAUCGAAGUCGAGGUCGUUCCUCCCCGGGUCUUUAUUGCCACAGAGUAUGUGCCCUGCGACUUCAGCGCCUGGUUCCGACGCGUACUGCCACGCUUGCGGCUACAAGCGGAGAUCAGGGCGAUCUUCAGCCAGCUGUUGGAGGCGGUGGCCUUUCUCCACGACCAUGGUAUUUUUGGUCGAAACCUGCGGCCAAGCAAUGUCUUGAUCACUUGCGAUGGAGUGGUGAAGCUCUGCGAUCUUUGCUAUGGCCGAGGGAUGGAUGAGCCCUUACGCCCCUACACCCCUCUGGAAGAGCGAGUGCGUGAUCUCUCGGGGCGCGAGAAAUGCAAGUUGCGCUACUUGGCCCCGGAGAUGAUCUUGCGGAAGGAGGUCUACGGCCCAGCCAUUGAUAUAUGGGCAGUGGGAUGCCUGCUGGCUGAGGCUUGCCUGCAGGAUGCGCUCUUUUCCGCAGAUGAUGAGAUUGGCCACCUCUUCCAGAUCUUUCGCUUGCUUGGCACACCAGGGCCCAACCAUUGGCCAGAGGCGGUGUGCUCAAAGAUCUUCUCAGUGAAGUUUCCGCAGUGGCCACCCUUUGACUUCCGUCGCACGGUGGCUGGUGGCCCAGAGGCAAUCCUACUUCUGCAGGACUUGGCGAACCGAAUGGAUGUCUACAACAAAGUGAGCACACUUGGACGAGUGCUGGGGGCUUCCGGCAUCGAUCUGUUCUCCACGUUGUUGCGUUUGGAUCCCGCGGAGAGGUGCACAGCAUCAAGGGCCCUGCAGUGCUCCUUCUUUCAAGAGUCACGGGAGUCCCGAAGGCGCUCGCGGUCCCGGAGCGAACCGCAGCGGCGGACGAGGCACAAAUCGCAGCAUAGCCAGGACUCCCAGCCGGUGGACGACCGCGAGCUGGCUUGGCUCGGCCAACUGAGCCAGGAGAUGUCCAGCCAAUCGCAGGCCACCCCAGCGACCGGUUUGGCUCAGAUCCUUGCGCAUUUCCAGCUUUGCACGCAGAGCCAGAGGAGCUUUCGAAUUUGGAGGACGGAGUGGCCAGCCGUUUGGACUGGGUUGGUCCGUGAGGACCUUGCUUGGCGACCACGAUCGGCCCCAGUCUCUGAGCUGGCUGCCAAGAUGAAUGCCCAACAGGUGAACUUUGUGGUGGACAUGAGCCGCAGUCUGUUUUUGGACGAGCAGCUGGUCAAUGAGCAUACAUUGCACCUGGCAGUGGCUUACCUGCAGGACUUCAACUCAUUGCCACCUCCACGGGGAGGUCCAGGGCUCCAUGGGGACUUGGUAGCUUUGGCUUGUUUGAAGAUGGCCGAUUCCAUGAACGAGGUGGCCAAUGAGUUCUUCCAACGCGGCAGGAUGGAAUCCUUCACGCAGAUCCAGGGAAGAUGGACGGCUGAGGAGAUUAUGAAGGCAGAAGUCAUCAUUUUUCACAGGUUGCAGUCUCGCCUCCACCGCCCGACCGCAGGUUGGUUUCUCCACACCAGCUUGGCCUUUGGAGGUUUCAAGGACGUUCGAGUUAAGCAUGUGGCGAAGUACAUCAACAUGCUGAGCCUCUAUGAUGUGGACAUGCAGGACCACCCGGCGCACCUCCGCGCCAUGGCGUCUCUGUUGUUGGCAGUGUACACAUGCUUGGCUUCAGGUCCCAGCAGCCCUGCAGAGGAUCGUGGCUUUUGGAAGCAGGUCCGAGCGUCCGGCGCUUCCAUCGAGGCCCUCGUGCCGAUCUUCACGAGGAUGUGCCAGCUGCUGACCACACAACGCUUUCACUGGGCUGCCCAAGGGCUUGAUGCGGUGGACCGGAGGUAUCCUGAAGCGCCACGCUGCCUGCCAUGCCACUUCUCGCCCAACCUGGCUGAUGAGUUCCUGCAGCCACUGCUGAGGCACGUGAAGUCUGAUCGCUCACUGCCAUCGGGAGCGCAGUGAGCAUCUGAAAGCUGAACGGGGACACGGAAGACGCCGCGAUUUGGAGGUCUUGUGGAUCAACUCGACGCCAUUCGAAGUGGAGGUUUCCUUAGGACCUGAAAAUUCCUCGGCCCACAUUGGUCAGGUGCUUCGCGGAAGUCUGACAUCUCGCCGCGAAACUUGAGUGGCCGGGAUCCAAAUGGCCUCCAGUUACGUAAGCAUCAUGAUUUCUGGAACCGAAUCUGCGAUCUGCCGGUAGUGAGAUGCCGGUGGUGAAAUUGCACGCCCUUCACCGAAUUCGCUUGGGGCUGCGUCGUGUGACCGAAAUCGGCUAGAGAAAGCGCCUGUGGAAAGUGCCUCGUG